Aspergillus welwitschiae is the source of this 639-nucleotide messenger RNA. RefSeq lists its product as uncharacterized. The transcript is spliced from 2 exons. Gene Ontology annotation, molecular function: voltage-gated proton channel activity. Bases 1 to 639 code for a protein of 212 amino acids. Gene Ontology annotation, cellular component: plasma membrane. Gene Ontology annotation, biological process: proton transmembrane transport. Lineage: Eukaryota; Fungi; Ascomycota; Eurotiomycetes; Eurotiales; Aspergillaceae. The record is from RefSeq and is a predicted model, not a curated record.
AUGCGAUCCCCAAGCGACCCUCUCCUCGCCUCCGAGUCCCAAUCACUCCCUCCCGGCCAAAUCUAUCUGCCCGACGACGACGACGAAAACACACAAUCCACAGAGCCCCUCAUUGCACGCUGCCGCCGGUCGGCCCGCAACUAUCUCUCCUCCCGAUUCGGCCACUACCUGGUCCUCUUCCUCGUCUCUGUGGAUGUUGCAUGUGUUUUUGCCGAUUUCUUGAUUGAAAUCCACGUCUGCGAGCUGGAGAAGAAGUACAAGCAUGUGCCUUCUGGGUGGGAGGAUGCGCAGGAGGCGCUGAGUAUUACUGGGCUGGUGUUUUCGUGUCUGUUUAUGCUUGAAUUGGUGGUCGCUGUGGGGAGUUUCGGGAUGAGCUACUUCUCCUCCAAGUUCCACAUCUUCGAUUCAGCGGUGAUUAUUGUCGCGUUCGCCAUUGAUGUGGCGAUGAGAGGAUUGGUUGAGGAACUGGGUUCCCUGGUUGUGGUUCUGCGAUUGUGGCGCGUGUUUAAAAUCAUUGAGGAGCUGGAAUCCGCUAAUGCGGAUUCUUUGGAGGAGUAUGAGCGCGAGAUUGAUCGGUUGAAGGAGGAGAAUUAUCUCCUUCGUCGGAGAGCGGAGUUUGGAAGUGAUGGGGUGAAUUGA